AUGAACGAGCGCCGGCUGCCACGACGCGACAAGACCCGCAGUCGAAGCCGGAGCAGAAGCGCCAGUCGACACCGUCGCCAUCGUCCUCCUCAUCAUCACCACCGCCACGACAAGAAGCAUCGGUCGUGUCUGGAAGUGGAGAGGAAAAAAGCCGAAGGAACGGAGAAGCAGAAGCUGGCGAACCGAGCGCAAGUCGCCAAUCGGUCGCGUAUGUGGUCGGUCGUGGGCUCGGACAGCAGCGAAAGUAGCGGCUUGGAAGCUGGAAACGACAAGGAGAAGAAGGGGAAGAAGAGGAGGAAGACGUCACUUGGUCGUCGGGACCGACGUCGUCGUCGAUCGCGCUCGUCGUCCGCGUCAUCGGCCGAUGAAUCGAAGAGCUCCAGGAGCUCCGAUAGCUUGGAAGACGAGCGAUUGAAGAGGAAGCGCCAGUCCAGGAGCUCAAAAGAGGACAAGAAGAGACGGAGGAAGACGACGAAGAAGGGAAAGAGGGGGAAGAAGACCGAUGGGAGUAGGAAACUCGCGGUGGACCAGGACGAAUACGGAAAGUAUGGCAUCUUGCGCGAGUCUGACUUCCAUUGCAAGAGCGUGUCGUUCCAUGCGUGGCUUCGAGAUGUGAAGAAGAUGGGCGAGUUUAAUGGACCCAAGUGGGAGGCCAUGGAGCUUUUCAAGGAGUAUAUGGAAGACUACAACACGUGCACGAUGCCGCACGAGAAGUACUACGACAUCGAAACGUACGAGAUGAGGCGCUACCAGAAGCAGCAGCGCAAAGCGUUUGAUAAACAGAAGGGAGCGUCUUCGGACAAGGCGAUCGAUGCAUUGGCCGACGAAGAGCGAGUGCGCCGUGAGCGUCUGGAUGCACGUGGGAAGAAGGAACAGGAGGAGUUUCGUCUUGUGCUGCAGCUCAUGGACAAGGACAAGAUCGAGGCCAUGCGUGAGCAGGAGCGUCUUCGAGCGCAGAUGCAGUUGAUGUACAAGUCUGGAAACGUCCAAGAGGCUCGUCGUCUUGAGCAGAUUCUCAACAAGGUGGAAGAAGAUCCGCGCUUCAAGCGCUGA
Molecule: messenger RNA, 1053 nt
Organism: Peronospora matthiolae
Lineage: Eukaryota; Oomycota; Peronosporomycetes; Peronosporales; Peronosporaceae
Source: the annotation of a GenBank genome assembly